AAAAAAAACAAAAAACGUUCAACUCCAGAAUGAAGAAAACCACCUUCUUCAUAAAACAAGUAUUAUCUUCUUCUUUUUCAACACGUACUAAAACCAUGUCUUCAUCUCCUUCUCUCAUAAUCUCUACUCCGAAAACUACGACUUUCUCGACAGCAACAACAAAAUCUCCUCGGUUUCUCUCAAUCAAUAACUGCAAGGAGUCACUGGUUCCAUUUCUAUUAAGCUCCAAUUUUUCUUCAUUCUCCCCACUUUCAAAGGUGCAGAAGAGAUUAAGAGUAGGAGUUUUGGAGAGACAAAGUGAGAGUGAGAUAAGUUCAAUAGGAAGAAGUAUGAUGAUUAUGAAUCGCGGUAUGCCUUUGAUGAUGACUAUAAUUGUAGCUUCACUUUGUUCAUCAACAACAACUGUAUAUGCAACUUCUGGAUCUGGAUCUUCUUCUGAGGCUGCAUUUAUUGACAAGACUAUCUCUUCUCAUAACAUUGUUAUCUUCUCUAAGUCUUAUUGCCCAUACUGUAAGAGGGCGAAAGCUGUUUUCAAAGAGUUGAAUCAAACACCUCAUGUCAUUGAAUUGGACGAACGAGACGAUGGGUACGAUAUUCAAGGUGCACUUGGCGAGAAACUUGGCAGGCGAACUGUACCACAAGUUUUUGUUAAUGGAAAACACAUAGGUGGCUCAGACGAUACCCUUGAUGCUUAUGAAAGUGGAGAAUUAGCCAAGCUUCUUAAUAUUGCCAAAGAGGAACUUUGAACCAGUAGAAUACCGGAGUUAUUGCAGAUUUCUGCUGCAAGUGCAACUCACAAGGCUCUCUAUAAAAAGUCCUACAGUAGGCAUAAUUAAUGAAUACAAGACUCCCGUUCUCUUUUUAGUUUUGAUAUUGAUAUUUUGAAUUCAAGCGGUUGUCAUCUUUUAGUUGUGUUACGUUCAUACAGGGAUUUAUAUCUUUUGUACGGGAAAGAAAAUUCAGAAUAAAAUAGGUGUACUUGAAUAAGGUUGAUCAUUUGUUGUUUGGUUUA
Messenger RNA from Papaver somniferum (opium poppy), 1012 nucleotides. Its product is annotated as glutaredoxin-C4-like. Gene Ontology annotation, cellular component: cytoplasm. The record is from RefSeq and is a predicted model, not a curated record. Gene Ontology annotation, biological process: cellular response to oxidative stress. The coding region runs from base 30 to 746 and encodes 238 amino acids. Gene Ontology annotation, molecular function: glutathione disulfide oxidoreductase activity. The transcript has 6 exons. Lineage: Eukaryota; Viridiplantae; Streptophyta; Magnoliopsida; Ranunculales; Papaveraceae.